Messenger RNA from Bombus pyrosoma, 4665 nucleotides. RefSeq names its product cGMP-dependent protein kinase, isozyme 1-like. NCBI's taxonomy places the organism in Eukaryota, Metazoa, Arthropoda, Insecta, Hymenoptera, Apidae. The transcript is spliced from 14 exons. The record is from RefSeq and is a predicted model, not a curated record. Gene Ontology annotation, molecular function: ATP binding; cGMP-dependent protein kinase activity. Gene Ontology annotation, biological process: protein phosphorylation. Bases 1873 to 4245 code for a protein of 790 amino acids.
UUUUAUAGGAACGAAGAAAAAGACGAGACUAUGUACAUAUUAUAUGAAUAUAUCCAUAAGGGCGAACUCUCCUGUUUGGAAGAGUUUAUCUUAAGAUCUAAUCGAUCAGACAGAGGAACAUUAAUCGUGAGAUAAAAUUGACUCGGUUGUGUCUGUUAAAUCAAUUGCAGUAUAAUGCGAGCAACGUCAGAUGACAGAUAAGGUUGCUGCAUUUCUGUCUCGCAUGACGUUGUAAAAAAACAAAUAUUGCAUCUGAUUGAGUAAUUUCGUUGUACAAUUAAAUAUUAACUUUCAUACAUAUAUAUGAGAUAACGUUUUCUGAAUUCAAAUGUGAAAGAAUCGAGAGUCAAAAACAGUAACGAUCGAAGAAUGAUCGAUCGGCGAUUGAUUUUAAAGUCCGUUGAUUAGAUUAAAACGAGAGAAAUGUUUUGAUUCACCUUUUACUAAUUCCAUUGUUCUCGUAUAAAUUCGGGCGUAACAGAAUCACGAGAUGACAAAGCAAACAGGGUAACUAAAGGAAAAUCAAACACGAUAACACGACGAAAAUAUUGGCGGAGUGCAAAAAUAACCGUGGAAUAUUUAACAAAGUGUGUAAGACGGAAUCAGAGGUGACGUCUUAAGAGGGAGAACACACACUGAGAAGCACGUGUGGAACGAUUACACUCGAGUUAAUUGUGCUUGUCGCAGCGGUUGAUUAAGCGCGAAACACAAUUAAAACAGUACUUCAACGAUAUUUCGUUAAUAUAGACCUCUUCAAUCUCGAGAUAGGCACGCAGAUUUAUUCGUAAGCGUGAACGAAACUUAACGAAUCAUAACAGCGAACAGUGUACAUUAAUUACAGAAUUAAACAAGACCGUGUAUGCAUGUACAUGUACGCUACGAAGCUUCGUUUCUCGAUGAAUACGAAAAAGAGUAAUGUUGUUUGAGUUUGUUUUAACAGUCUGGAAAAUAUCGUUAACGAUAUCAUGGAUGUUGCGAAUGGAAUGUUCGAAGGAUUUGGUCAACAUAAAAUAUUUGUCAUCUGUAGGUAAACCGACAGAGACAACUUUGCUUGACAAUAAUUUGACCAAAUACAGUCUCGAAAGAGAAAAAUGUUCCACUCUCUUUAUUCCGUUGUAGCUUUUACGAAAUACUCGCUAAAUAACGCGCAUGUCGUUGCAAUUACUACUGGCAAUGGAAAAAUCACUUGACAUUGACGAGAUAAGGUAAUUAGCUCGAAAUGGAAAACGAGCAGGAAUUAAAGGUACUGAUAACGACGAAGUUUAAAAAGUUCUCGUUGUUUUCAAUAUUUCCAACGUCGCGAGAUCCAACCGGUAUUAUUAACACUUCUCAUUCCGCUAUUAUUUACUCAUUUCUAUCAAUAUUAGCAUCAGCUACUCUACCAUCUACUAAUACGAACGUUACACAUUACGCACAUGACUGUCACGGAUCUAAGUCACCUACAUACACAUACCAAUUUCCAAUGAAAAAAGGAAUUAGAAAAAGCUCUAAAUCGUUUACAAUUCCAAUGGACGUGCCUGGACGUGAAAGAUAUUUGAUCUUGCGUAAUCGUGGCAAAAUAACAUCGCAGAGGAAUAAAAAAUACCUGUGAUAUUUUCAUUGUUAACUUAGACCACGAUCAUCGGUCGCAUGCUUUUCAUUCCAACGGACUUAACGAGUAACAUUCGCGAGAGCAUUGUGCAAGAAAAAUUGCGAAACGUCAACGCGCGCGUGCUUGUGGUGGAACGUCCUCGUGAUUACGUAAAAAAGAAGAAAAAAAGAAUAGACACAAAGAGACAAAACAGGGAAACAAUGGUCGACUGAAAGGAAAAAAAGACGAACGACUUCGAUCGCUUCUUCGAGUUAAUAGCUCGACUUCUAACGAAGCAGGAAAUGCUACGCGAAACGAACGUGGUGCCGCAGUUAGAUAGGAUCUGCCACGGAAAGAGACGAUUUUCUAGUUCCUCGCUGCUUCGGCGAUCGUUUCGUGGCGUUACGUAUACUCGCGUGAGCUCGAACCAGCCAACUUUCGAUGAAGUUAAAAGAGUGUGUUUCCGUCAUGCUGUGGAUGAACAAAGUAUGAAGUUCCCGUGCUUCCCAAAGCCAAGUAUCCUGGGACAGAGGGGCAGCAUCAAUCUUGUCUCUCUGUCUGGGAAUGAGUCGAACAAUGUGAACAGCACGACCUUAAACCAAAAUGCGAAGAGCCCAGUGGUAACGAGCUACAAAGAAUCUGGUGAACCAGAUCUGACUCAUGGCGUUAUACGACCUUUACCUGGUACUACGGUAAUAUCUAAUGGAAUCGGCCCACCUGUACAGACCCAUGGAAAAAGUAGGGCACCAUUGCCACCACAACAAAAUCACAAUGAGAACGAACAGGAUUCUGUCAGAACUUCGGAUGGUUCCGAUCAACCUGCGAAUCCCAGAGGCGGUAUUAUCGGCAAAACUCCAACGCCACUCUCUGAGCCAACUCCUGUUUACGAAAAGGACGAAAAGAGUAAACAACAGAUUACAAAGGCCAUUUUGGAGAACGAAUUUCUUGGCAACCUUGAGGAAAAUCAGGUGGAAGCGUUAGUCGAUGCCAUGUACCCGAAACAUAUACCACCGAACACCUUAGUAAUUCGAGAAGGAGAUAUGGGAUCGCACCUGUACGUGUCAGCGGAAGGAGAGUUCGAUAUCUACGAGGGCAACAAUUUCCAAAGAAGUUUUGGUCCUGGCGUCGCGUUCGGAGAAAUUGCUUUGUUAUACAACACCAAGAGACUUCGAUCCAUCAGCGUAAAGAAAGGUGGAAAGGUAUGGGUCCUCGACCGAUCCGUGUUUCUCACCGUGAUGAUUGACACAACGCAGAAAAGGCUGGAAGGAAACAUUCGAUUCCUUAAACAAGUUUCUGUUCUCCAAAAAUUGCCCGAGCCAAAGGAUCACGUCCUCGCUAAGAUCUCCGAUCUUCUCCGCGUGGAAUUUUAUCCUGCUGGAGCAAAAAUAGUUACACAAGGAGAGAAAGGUGACAAAUUUUUCAUAAUCAGCGGUGGAAACGUUAGAAUAACAAAAGACACCGAGGAUGGUGACGAAGAAGAGCUAGUGGUCCUUGGAAAGGGUCAAUACUUUGGAGAAAUAGCCCUUUAUGACGACACCGGUGAAAAUCGUCGACACGCCAACGUCAUUGCACUGGCACCUGGUGUCGAGUGUUUAACUUUGGACCAACAUUCCUUCCUGAAUUAUUUGGGUGGUCUUGACGAAAUACGAAACAAGGAUUGGUUAGCGGAAUACGGAAAACAGAAACAAUCGCUGACGCUGAAGAAGUGGACUAGCGAGUAUUCGAAAGUCACUUUGGCCGAUUUAGAGACCAAAGCAACGCUAGGAGUUGGAGGGUUCGGCAGAGUGGAAUUAGUCAUUUUAAAGUCAGACCCUCAGAAGAGUUUUGCUCUCAAGAGGCUGAAGAAGAAGGUGAUGGUCGAACAGCAGCAACAGGAACACGUGCUGAACGAGAAACACAUUAUGCAAGCCUGUGAUUCUCCAUUCAUAUGCAAGCUCUACCAAACGUACAAGGACCGGAAAUACGUAUAUUUCCUGAUGGAAGUCUCUCUAGGUGGAGACGUGUGGACAACUCUCCAAAGAAGACGAUUCUUCGAUGAGUCAACUACACAAUUCAUGGUAGGAUGCGUGGUGGAAGCUUUGGAUCAUCUUCAUUCGAUGAACAUUAUUUAUCGUGAUCUAAAGCCAGAGAAUCUUAUGCUCGACGCUCGUGGAUACUUGAAACUAGUUGACUUCGGCUUCAGUAAAAAGAUCGGGCCAUCGAAAACGUGGACCUUCGCUGGUACGCCCGAGUACGUGGCGCCAGAAAUUAUUUUGAACAAGGGACACGAUAGGGCGGUGGAUUACUGGGCUCUCGGGAUUUUAACUCACGAGCUACUAAUCGGUAAGCCACCAUUCCGAGGUUCUGAUCAUAUGUCCAUUUACAACAAGAUUCUGAAAGGUAUCGAAGUGGUCGGAAUACCUAAUUCCAUUAGCAGAAACGCCAGCAGUAUCAUCAAGAAGCUUCUUCGUCUAAGUCCUUCUGAACGUCUUGGCUACCAAAGAAAUGGCAUCCAAGAUAUUCGAGAUCACAAAUGGUUCAAUGGAUUUAAUUGGCAAGCCUUGCAGAAAUUAACCUUGCCAGCGCCAAUCGUUCCAACAAUACGAAAUCCGACCGAUACGAGGAAUUUCGAAAAGUAUCCGCCAGACCGUAAUGUUCCACCGGACGAGUUCUCUGGAUGGGACGCGAGCUUCUAAGCAGGAAAAAUCGCACGAUAAUCUAAGCUGUACAUGAUUUCUCCAUUAAACGUUUGAUAAGAGUCAUGAAAUGAUAGAAAAAGUGAACAUGAAGGACAAAAAUAAUGUUUUCAAUACCCCACAAUAAAAGUAUACCGAUAGCAAAGAGAUUAUCGUUAUCUUUAAUCGAUUCGUAUAUUAUAGAUGUGUAAUUUCCUAUGUAUGUUUCCUGCAUUCGAAGACACUAAUGUAUGAAGACACUAAUCUUGUAUCUUAUGACUAAACUGUAAUUAAUUAGCAAUAUGUAAUAGCAAUAUAUAUAAUUCUUGUAAAAGAAGUAGAAAGCGAACAAAAAGAUACUCUGCGACCGAUAAUAAUUUUAACCAUGAUAAUUUUAAUAUUAAUAAUUAAUAAUAAAUUUAUAGGUACAUGAGUUGUUAA